AUGGCUGAUGAAGGGCCUGAAUCGGGUGAAGAAGGGCGCCUUCGUGUCCGUAGGACACGAUCGCGGCUGGUGUGGCCUGAUGACGGACUGUUGGCUUCGGCUUUCGAGGAGGACAACGGCAUUCGGACUUUGUACCGAGAGAACCGGGGCCAUCUACUUCGGUGGCCUUCGCCAGAGCUGGUAGGUGUUGCUAGCAUGAAGGCAUUGGCCCUGAAUGUUCAAGUACUUGCCAUUGCACUACGCAUCUGGGGCCAAGUGACUCCUGUACCUAAAGGUAUGUCGGUGGAUUGGCUGAAGAAGGAUGUGACAAAGCUUCACGAGAUGCUGAGUGUCGGUGGCAAAGGGAAGACAGUGCCUGUUUAUGUCGAUAGCUGGGGCAUCAAGCGGUUGGCCACUUUGGCUAUGCGCCGCUGGAAGUCCCCAAUCGCAAAGUUACGAGAUUCAUCGUUGCACGUCUUAUUCGACAUAAUGACGCAAGCCUGGGGUGAGGAGGCUGCAGAACCCGAGCCCGAGAAUGAUGGUGAUGAUGAUGUGAUUGCCGAGGAGGAUGCUUACCCAGCUGCCGAAGGUGGUAGCGGGGUUGCAGAAGCACCGGCUGCAGCAGCUGAGGAUACCUUAGAUGCAGAGAUUCAGGCCACGCAGCAGCAGCUGCAAAUUCUGGAGAAACUUGUCUUUAAAAUAUUGGCUGCACCGCAACUUUAG
Messenger RNA from Symbiodinium necroappetens, 702 nucleotides. Lineage: Eukaryota; Dinophyceae; Suessiales; Symbiodiniaceae. The record is from the annotation of a GenBank genome assembly.